ACAGAAUGCGCAAACACGCAUUUGUGAGCGUGGACGUGCACCACAUGUGAUCUCGUGCCGUUCCUAGAAACGAGCUUAGGAAACAGGUCCUGGGAGCGCGAGCGGGCCAGGACGUUUCCGUGCGUCCCAGCCUCCUGGAGGAGUACUGUGUGUCUGGAGCUCUGACUCUGACUCACUCCGCUCCUCCGCGCGCGCACGUGACAGGGAACGGCGUCCGAGCCGCGGGAGGCGAACGGACGCUUUCCGAGGAAAAAGUCCAAUUCAUCGAAGAGCGGCAGCAUCUGGCGCCUGUGCGUGUGAGAUAAAGGGGGCGAUGCUGCGUCAUCACAGCGUCCACUGCUCCGGUUCCGCUCGCCGUGUGGCUAAUGGGAGUCCACCUGCUGGAGUCGGGUUCUGCCAGCGGAACCUCUCCGGCUCCGGGUCACCUUCCAGCCGGAGGUUCGCUGUAUGAGUCAACGUGCUGCUGAGCGGCUCUGACCUUCACGCGCGACUCUCCCAACUGUUGCCACCCAUUUCACCCAGUUUCCUCCCAGUUUGGGGGUGAAACGCUGUAACUGGCGAGCUGGAACUCGCUAGUUACGCCGACGCUCCGUGCGCUCGUGCCGGUUCGGGUCUUAUCUGCUGGUCCCGUGACAGCAGCGGAGACAGAGGCAGAACCGGGGCCCCACAGCAGCCUCGCACGCAGCGGUGUGUUCCCGGAACGGAGCGCGCGUGCGCAACAGACCCAGCGAUGAGGGGACGCGGCCAGAACGCGCUCAGCUGCGUUAUUAGAUGUUAGCGGACUAUUACCCCACUCACAGCUGUUAUGUGUGAAAAAAACCAGGGGAACAGGUUUGCCUUUUAGCCUCGAAUAUUUUCUUUUCUUCUUUUAAAUCUCUAGUUUUCUGCUUUCUAGCAUCUACAGCCUCUGCUCGUGUCAAACGUCCUAAACAAAUGUAAAUAUAUUAUCAGUAACAUCUGUGUUUCACUCACGGAGUGUGAAAAGUGAGCGAACAUAAUUCUAAAUGAGUGAAUUUAGAAUUAAACAUUAGAUGAAAACAUGAAUGUUGUCUCAUUGUUGUUCAAUAACGAGCAGCGCUCCGAGCUGCUCCCUUCAUGAAGCAGAGGAAUGAACCGUACAUAUUUCUCCAUUCCCCGCCCGGGGGUCAGCAGCCAAUGACUUGUCAGCGGUGCUAUUUAAGACUCGGCCGGGACAAGGUGGUUCAGAUAUCAGCUCCUCUGCGCGCGACAGGACGCGGCGGCUCGUUGGAAGGAGCUUCUCCCACAGCGACGAAGCGGCUGAAGGCGUCUCCCGCUCGGGACCGACGCCGGGGAAGACAUGGACGCCUGGCGGCUCCGCGGUCUGUGCUUGCUGGUGCUGAGCGCAGCCGCGCGGCGCGUGACGUCCCUGGAAGAGACGCUCGCCGACCCUGCGCGCGGGAACCCCGUGGAGCCUCUGACAGACUCGUGGGACCGACAGGACGACAGCAGCCAUCACGCUUAUGCAAAAUUCUCCCUCCGUAAACCCUCGCACCCCGAUGACGACCUCUGUUAUAUUGUUCCCGGCAAAAAUGGAACUCUGGCUGCCUGCGCCUUUAACGACACGUCCAAAACCUUCCUCGUGAUCCACGGAUGGACGCUGACCGGCAUGUUUGAAAGCUGGGUGCCCAAGCUGGUGUCGGCGCUGCACGAGAGGGAGCGCGCGGCCAACGUCAUCGUGGUGGACUGGCUCGCCUCGGCCCAGAACCACUAUGUGGUGGCGGCCCAGAACACCAAGGCCGUGGGGCAGGAGGUCGCUCGCUUCAUCGACUGGUUGGAGGAAACCACCAGCUUGCCUCUUGAGAACGUCCACCUGAUCGGUUACAGCCUCGGGGCCCAUGUUGCAGGAUUCGCCGGCAGCCACGCGAACAACAAAGUUGGAAGAAUCACCGGUCUGGACCCGGCCGGGCCGGACUUCGAGGGGCAGCUCGCCCACCGGCGCCUCUCUCCAGACGACGCCCGCUUCGUGGACGUCCUUCACACCUUCACGCGGGGCUCGUUGGGCCUCAGCAUCGGGAUCCGGCAGCCCGUCGGACACGUGGACAUCUACCCCAACGGCGGCGCCUUCCAGCCGGGCUGCGACCUCCGGGGCGCCCUGGAGAGGAUCGCGCACUUGGGCCUUUUGGCCGUCGCGGACGCCGCGCGGUGCGAACGCGAGCGCUCCGUCCACCUGUUCAUCGACUCGCUGCUGAACCAGCGCCAGGCGCCCACGGCCUACAGGUGCGGCAGCGGCGAGGCGUUCGAGCGCGGCGUGUGUCUCGGCUGCCGCGGGAGCCGCUGCAACACGGUGGGCUACGGCGCCAGCAGGGUCCGCGGGCCGCGGGGCGGUCCGAUGUUCACCAGGACACGGGCCUCCAUGCCCUUCAGAGUUUACCAUUACCAGCUGAAGAUUCACUUCAGCAGGGUGGUCCGUUCAGAGGUGGAGCCCUCCAUCACUGUCUCGCUGUACGGAACCAGAGGAGAGGCCGAAAACCUGGAGCUGAACCUAAAGGAGAAAAUAGCAUCAAACGCGACUCACUCCUUCCUGCUGGUGACAGAUAAAGACGUCGGCGAGCUGUUGAUGCUUCAGUUCAGAUGGGAGGAGACGGGCGGCUGGUCGGCCUCCGGCGCCUGGAGGGCGGUGACCUCCUGGUGGUCGGGGCACUCGGACAGCGGCAACAUGGAGGUUCGCAAAAUCCGCGUUCGAGCCGGCGAGACCCAACGCAAGAUCGUGUUCUGUGUGAAAAACCCGGCGGCUCAGAGCGUGGCUCAGGAGGUCACUUUCGUUAAAUGUAAGGAUCCUUGGAGGACAAACCGGAAACAAACCCAGAAAAGAGUAACUGUGAAGAGCCACUGACCCUGAGGAACAGGUCCAGCUGAAAGCUCUCGGGUCCAUUUCAGCACUUAAGUAUUUAUGCACAUGUAAAUUAUUGUAUUUUUUGAAAUACACAACACUUCUACCACAUUGUACAGUAUAUAUUCAUAAACAUUUGUUAUUUAAAACAUUCUAUAUGUAAAUUAAUGAAUAAUACUUUGUGUAAUAAGUGUAGUGACAAUGACAGUAACUUCAGUGAUUCAGUAAAUAUAACAGUUUAUGAAAUUUGUGCAACUUUUACCCCCUUUAGUCACUGUGAAAAAGAGAGAGAGAGAGUUUGAGUAUGAACACACAAAUAUAAGUAAAUAAAUACGUAUUCAAACACUUUAAUGAGCUAGUGAAGCCAGUAAAGAGCUGCGGAGCCUGAGUGCAAAUGCUAUGAAGGCCAUGAUGAGCUCUAUCCAGAACCCGGCGCAGUCGUUUCAGUCACAGCGUGUGGUCCAAGCGUUCCAGUUACUGCUAACAACUGUGUUUGUUUGAGCUGACAGAGCUUCCAGCACUGGAUGUGACUGUGGGCCCGUAUCAGCGUGCCUUCGUGUGAACAGAGCUAGAUGUUGGUUCAUCUGAGCUUGAUGAUUGUUGUUAUUCUACAACCUUUUAAGUACUUUACACUUAGAUAAAGUGUUCUACACCUAAAAGAAGGAAAAGCAUCUUAUACGUGGUACAUGGAGCGGUUGACAGACCAUUUUAUGUCCAUGUGUUGAUUUGACUGUACGUUAAUAAUAGUAUAAUUUUGUCUGUGCUUGUUACCUUUCAGCUUACAGCGCUGUUUCCAGAUAACUUCAUAGAUCGGUACUGUUGACAUUGUGAUUUCAAAAUAGUGAAGACUUUUUCUUAUGCACUGAAAGUUUCUUGGACAGUGAUUGUAAUGUAAACACCAAAUUACAGAUGUUCUGGUGUCAAACAUUGUCCGUUAUAUAUAGGUUAGCAUAAAAUGUGUUUAAAAUAUUAUAUUGUAUUUUAUACAUACAUGUGUAAAUAUUCACUGUACUGUACAAUUUUUUAAUAAACAAAAACUAAAAUCUG
Molecule: messenger RNA, 3898 nt
Organism: Betta splendens (Siamese fighting fish)
Lineage: Eukaryota; Metazoa; Chordata; Actinopteri; Anabantiformes; Osphronemidae
Gene: lpl2a
Product: lipoprotein lipase
Exons: 10
Coding region: 1319-2854 (511 amino acids)
Biological process (GO): lipid metabolic process
Molecular function (GO): lipoprotein lipase activity; apolipoprotein binding
Source: RefSeq, a predicted model, not a curated record